AUGGCGUCCCCCGCUUCGGCUCGGCCUUCGGCCGGAAAGCGAGUGGUGAGUCAGGAUGAACUGCGGCGGUUGAUGAAGGAGAAACAGCGUCAGAGCACCAACAGGAAACGCAUAGAGUCUCCAUUUGCGAAGUACAACCGUCUGGGGCAGCUGAGUUGUGCCCUGUGUAACGCCCCGGUUAAGAGCGAGCUCCUGUGGCAGACGCACGUCCUGGGGAAGCAGCACCGGGAGAGAGUGGCCGAGCUGAAAGGCGCCAAGGAGGCCACGCAGGGGCCGGCCGCCGGCGCCGUGCCUCAGUCCGCCAAGAGGAAGGCGCCGGACUCCGACGGCCAGGACGCCAAAAGGCCGAAGGCCCCCCAGGUGCCUCCGGCGCAGCCCUCCACGUCCGCUGUGCACACCCACGUUGACAAAGCAGGAAAGGAGUCCACUAGAGCGACCCCCGGUAAGGCUUCGGCACUCGGUUUACUCCCUGAUUAUGAAGAUGAGGAAGAGGAGGAGGAGGAAGAGAAGGAGAAGGGAGGAGAAAGGCCAGCGGGGGACGCCAGCAAGCAGCCGCCCGACACACAGGGCAGGGAACACCCACUUUCCUCCUCGCGGGAGGCGGCAAGCAGCGGGCUGCCGAGAGACUUCUCGACUGCAAAUCCUCCCAAGGCCCCUGUAAUUCCGCACUCGGGGUCCAUUGAGAAAGCAGAAAUACAGGAGAAAAUCGUGGAAAGGAGAGAAAACACUGCGGAAGCAUUGCCGGAAGGCUUUUUUGACGACCCUGAGAUAGAUGCGAGGGUGCGAAAGGUUGACGCCCCGAAGGAUCAGAUGGACAAAGAGUGGGACGAAUUUCAAAAGGCCAUGAGACAGGUCAACACUAUCUCCGAAGCCAUCGUUGCUGAAGAGGAUGAGGAGGGGCGGUUGGACCGGCAGAUUGGGGAGAUCGAUGAGCAGAUAGAGUGUUACCGUCGGGUGGAAAAGCUGCGGAAUCGCCAGGAUGAAAUAAAACAUCAGCUUAAAGAGGUCCUGACGAUGAGAGAGCUGCAGAAAAAGGAAGAGGAGAAUGUUGACAGCGACGAUGAGGGAGAACUGCAGGAUUUGUUGUCUCAGGAUUGGAGGGUGAAGGGGGCUUUGUUAUAGGAUUUCAAGGACCCAGUAUUUCUAAUACCCAUAAAAAAGUGCUGUCUCUCCAUAUACUGAUUACUCCAUUCCUGGAGGUUUGAUAACCUGACGAGGCUGUUGCAGUACAGUAUGAGCCUGUGAAAAUAGCACUGUGGAAAAUUGGUGUAAAAUAUUUUUGAGAUGAGGAAACAUGCUCAGAAGUGAAGGAACUUGCUCAAGGCAACAAUUCCAAAGUUCCUGCUAUUACCCUCAUCAUUAUUUAACAUUACUUAUAUUUUCAAAUCUCAACACCUCCAGAUAGUCUCUGAUGGGAGCAAGAAUAAUGACUUCAUUUCCCAAACAUUCCAACUGGGAAACAACAGUUACACCGUGCCCUGUGCUCCACCACUUUUUACAUGCCUUUGGGUAAAGAGGAAAGGAGAGAGAUAGAAACAUCAAUGAUGAGAGAGAAUCAUUGAUUGGUUACUUCCUGCACACCCCCACUGGGGACUGAACCGGCAACCUGGGCAUGUGCCCUUGACGAAUCGAACCCCGGGACCCUUCAGUCUUCAAGCCAACACUCUAUCCACUGAGCCAAACCAGCCAGGGCGCAUGUAAGUGCUUUUAGUACAGACUCUCUAAUAAUACUAAUUGAAUACAUGAAUGAAGAUCUGACCCUACCUUCAAGAAAACUACAAUUCGGUGUGUGUCAACAGUAUAAGAAAUUGGGCACCCAAUUAUUUAAUUAUUAUUAAGUAGGGCUGAUCACGUCUGACUUCCCUCUCCCUAGCUAUGUGGUGUCUACCUAGUCAGUUUAUUGUCUGAAUCUUAAUUUGAUCCCCUCCGGGCAUUACGCUCUCUGGGUACUCCCUAACAGCCCUCCCACCUGUGUAUCGCUGUGAUACUGUGAUCUAGAAUAAAAAAUAUCUGUAUUUU
Myotis daubentonii (Daubenton's bat) is the source of this 2019-nucleotide messenger RNA. It is a transcript of the gene ZNF830, whose product is annotated as zinc finger protein 830. Gene Ontology annotation, molecular function: zinc ion binding; nucleic acid binding. The record is from RefSeq and is a predicted model, not a curated record. Gene Ontology annotation, biological process: nuclear DNA replication; mitotic DNA replication checkpoint signaling; mitotic DNA damage checkpoint signaling. Gene Ontology annotation, cellular component: spliceosomal complex; nucleus. NCBI's taxonomy places the organism in Eukaryota, Metazoa, Chordata, Mammalia, Chiroptera, Vespertilionidae.